This is a messenger RNA of Lodderomyces elongisporus, 2121 nucleotides long. RefSeq names its product acid sphingomyelinase family protein. The record is from RefSeq and is a predicted model, not a curated record. NCBI's taxonomy places the organism in Eukaryota, Fungi, Ascomycota, Pichiomycetes, Serinales, Debaryomycetaceae. The coding region runs from base 1 to 2121 and encodes 706 amino acids. Gene Ontology annotation, molecular function: phosphoric diester hydrolase activity. The transcript has a single exon.
AUGCUUGCAGUUUAUGGACUUACAAUCUUGUUAGUUGCUUUUGGCAAAAUUGCAGUGGGGCACACAGUUCCUGGCUACAAUUCACUUCAGCGUCAAGGCAAGAGAGAUACUACUCAGGACAAAACAGAUGAAAUUUUUAGAAACUUGCCUAUACGUGAUGCCGAUUUCAUCAAUGUUCAUUUGCGAAACUUGACGAGCUACAACACUACAAAGUGUGACAAUUGUAAACACCGGGUCAGAUAUGCCCAAUCCCUUCUUGAUGAAUACCCCGACCAGAGCCAUCUUGUUACAUUGCUUUUGUACAAGUACUGUGUAAAGACGGCAAAGAAUCCUGACUCUUGUCUGUACACCGAUUUUUUCAUUACUACUGCAUCCAAAAAUGUUAAUGAAUACGGAGAUCUUGAUAUCACCUCUGACACGGCAGUCAAUUUUUUUGAUAACGAUUUCCAAAACGUUAUUAGAAACUUUAAUACCAGCAGUGAGUUGGAUUUGGAAUACUAUUGUUACUUUAAAGGUCUGAAAGCUUGCCCUUUACCAGAUUCACCGGAUGUCGAUGAAAUGUUUGAUGUUCAAAGUUGGUGGCCCGAAAAGAAGCCAGAAUAUAAUUCACCUCCACAGUACAAAAAUAAUAGCGAAAGAUUUAAUGUUGUCCACAUUACUGAUUUCCAUAUCCAGCCUCGUUACGAAGUGGGCGAAGAGUCCAACUGUACAGAAGUUCCCUGUGGUAUUCCAGAAUCUUUUAACAAGGUUUUACCUGGUAAAGAUUAUAAUUUCACCACUUAUUACAAGAACCUAGCACCUGGUUUUGAAGCAUUCAACUUUUCGUUCUACCCUGAUGCUAGAUACGAUGACCUUGACUAUAUUAAGGGAGAAUACUACGACUUCCCCAAGUACCGUGGUUUCAACUUUGCAAAUGCUCCAGCUACACCAUUUGGUGCUUAUCUUUCUGAUUCUCCCGAGUUAUUGAUGAAUAAUUCUUUAGCUGAAGUAGCCAGGUUCCAUGCUGAAAAGGGUUUUGAAUUGCUCUUAUUCACCGGAGACUUGGUUGAUCAUGAUGGUCUGCAUUGCACUCCAGAAUUUACCAAAAACGCCGAGACAUUGGCAUUUACAUUGAUGAAAGAUUAUUUGGACAAUAUUCCCAUCAUGCCAUCAUUGGGCAAUCAUGAUACUUUCCCAUAUGCUCAAGUUGCACCUUUGGAGUUUGACCACAACCACUCGUACCAAUACAACAUUGACGACAUGGUGAAUCUUUGGAUCAACAAUGAAUGGUUUGAAGGCAAAGAUGCCAAUGAUUUAAAACAACAUUAUACUGGAUUUUCAUAUGUGACCAACCGUGGCUUGAAAAUAAUUGCUUUGAAUUCGAACCCGUACUAUGUUGACAACUUGUGGGCUUUCCUUGACCAAUCAACAAACCCUGACUUGUAUGGAAACUGGAAGUUUUUGGUUGACGAAUUGCUUGAUUCAGAGCUGAAAGGUCAGAGAGUGUGGAUCAUGGCCCACAUACCUCCAAACAAUGCUGAUGUAUUACCCAUACAGUCGAGAAUCUUUGGUAAGAUUGUUGAAAGAUUUUCCCCAUACACAAUUGCAAAUAUGUUUUAUGGACAUACCCACAGAGACCAAUUCACCAUCUUGUAUGCAAACAAUGUCUCUGCUGCAGAUGCUGUAGCCAGUGAUGUUGUCAACAUGGCAUAUAUUGCACAAAGUGUAACACCAUACACCAACUUUAAUCCCUCGUGGAGAUGGUACGAAGUCGAGCACGAAAGUUUUAACAUAAUCAAUGCUUAUAAUUAUUACACUCAGCUUAACGUAACAUUCAACAAUGGCGGAGAAGAACCUCAGUGGGAGCUUGAAUAUAGUGCUAGAGAUGCGUACGACCCCGAGCAUACUUGGCCAGAAGAUGCUCCGUUGAAUGGAACUUUUUUCCAUGAAUACGUUGCCUCUAGAUUGUGGAACCUAUCUGAUGUGGAGUUCAAUCAAGAAUUUAUGGGUUACAAGUACCGAUUGAGUCCACUAACACCAAAUUGUACUACACCAAAUGGUACAUUGUCUAAUGUUUGCUACAAUGACAACAAUUGUUUUCUUUACUUUCAUUCAGAUGACAAUAUUAGAUGUCAGAAGUAA